GCUGAUCCCUGCUCUGACAACUGCCGGUUCUCGGCAGUAAUUUCCUCACACUCUGACAGCGAGAGGAAAGUGCAGCCGAGAACCGGCAAUUGCAUUUCCCUGUGAUCAGCAUGUCACUGGGCACUGAUGAUCAGUGUGCCCUGAUGAUCUGUGUAGCCCCAGCAGUGCCACCUGUCAGUGUCCAUCAGUGCACAUCAAUGCCACAUAUCAGUGCCCAUCUGAGCUGCCUUUAAGUGUCACCCAUUAGUGCCAGUCAGUGCCACCUAUCAAUGCCAGUCAGUGCCACCUAUCAGUGCUGCCUAUCAGUGCCAUAUAUGAGUGCUGCCUUUCAGUGCCCAUCAGUGAUGCCUGUCAAUGCCCAUCAGUGCCACCUACCAGUGCCACCUCAUCAGUGCAGCCUAUCAGUGCCCAUCACUGCAGCCUCAUUAGCACACAUCAGUGAGGGAAAAAAAUCACUUAUUUACAAAAUUUUAUAA
Molecule: messenger RNA, 476 nt
Organism: Staurois parvus
Lineage: Eukaryota; Metazoa; Chordata; Amphibia; Anura; Ranidae
Source: the annotation of a GenBank genome assembly